CUUAAGAGAUUAGAGCAGCAAAUCUUCUUUGUGUGACAAUUGCACUACCGUAGACAGUAUAGUGCAUUGAAAAAGAAGAAAAGAAAAGUUCACAGGCAUGGCCUUGGAGAAAAGCUGCAAAACAAACUUUAUUCACAGCAUAGAAAUGACAUGAGGUGCGGAACUGGCUAACUGCUUUCCCACAGAAUGGAUGACUUUGAUUACAGCGUUCACAUAUCUGACAAAGACUGGGACACCUUUCUAACAGAAUCCGAGGAAUGCAGUUUAUCACAGCCUUCCCUGGCCGGGUUAGAAGAGUCGUGUUUGAGUGAUUCUGAUGAUGCUGAGCUGGCCACACCCCCCAGCAGAACAAGGCCAAUCAGGCUUCACACGUGCUCAGUGGAAACCACACUGCCUGACUUCUCCAUAAUCGGCCCUCCAUACUUCUCCGGCUCUCCCAUUGAGCACGACCAGCCUUUCUGCACUUCCCAAUAUGGAAGAUACGCAGGGGAAGAUGUCCUGUCGGGCAGCGAGGAGGAAAUGGACCUGGAGACUGUCAACCGGUUCCUGGAAAAGUUUAAGGAAUUUGCGGGUCCAGAGAAGUCUGCAAUGCAGGACCAAUCUUUUCUGGUCCAUGGUUAUAGGAACUUGCCAAGCUCAUCCCAGACUAGUAAUUACUAUGAUAAACCAUGUGACACAGCCUGUGAGGAGGAAUAUACUAAGCAAGGUAAUGAUUCCCAUAGCGAACAUGUAGAGACAUCACAAUUAGGGCAGUCGGGAUCAACAGGGACACCUAACAGAGAGGAAUGUUGGCCAAUGAGUUUGAAGCUAACUUAUGAAGGCUCAACUGAGAACUUCGAGUGUUUGGCCAAUGCACAAGAAGACCUCACACAAGAGAAUGCUUCAGCAGGAGAUGAGGCUGGUUUGCAGAAUUGGACAGAGCUGCCAUCCGCAUCCACAAGGCCAGCUAGCAAAGACCAGAGUGGAAACAGUAAUGAAUUUCUACAGAAACAAAACUGUUGGUCUGAAGAGAAUACAAAAGAAGACUGCACUAUACAUCAGCUAAAAGAUCAUGCAUCUGGGGAUAUUUCAACAGGAGAAGCCAUUCAAGACUUACAGAACUGGACAGGUCUGUCUGGAUUAAGAGUGCCAGCCAGCAAUGAACAAGGUGCAAACAGUAAUGAUUCUGAAGUGCUCAAACAAGAAGAAGCAUGCUUGCCUAUAGGAAUGGAACUAAUUCACAGUGACUCCACUGAGAAUGUUAAAACUUCUUCAAAUGCGCAAACAAACCUUCCAGUAGAAGAACCGAUAGGCAAUGCAUUAAAGGAUGCAGCUGAAACAGAACUUUCUGUAUCAAAGGGGUCUGAUAGAAACACCCUGUGUGAGAACUCUAAUGAAACUCAGGAACCAGCAGAAGAACGUUGGCAUGUCGGAAUGGAACUAGCUCACAAUGACAUCACAGAGAACAUGGAUGCACAAGGAGCCCUCGCAAAUCAUCAACAGAUAGCCAAGGCCUCUGGGGACUUUACAGAUGAAAACCAUCAAGAUUUACAGACCUGGACAGAGCAGUCUGGAUCAAAAGAGAUCACUAAUGGUGACCAGUGUGGAAACAGAAAUGAAACGCAAGAAGAAGAACAACAUUGGCAUGCAGGAAUGGAGCUAACCCGUAGUGACUCCCAUAGUGACAAUAUGCUGACUUCUGCAAACCCACAAACAGACCUCCCAAAAGAUGAACCUACUGGCAGAGCAAAUGGAGCUGGAGAUGACACUGUUCAAGAUUCACAGACUUGGACAGAAGGGUCUGGAUUAACCACACCUGUUAACAAUAACCAGUGUGAAGACUGGAAUGAAGGGCUGCAAAGAGAAGGUUGCCCUACAGGAAUGAUUCCAACAGAGAGCAUUCAGUCUGCUUUAGACAAAAGCCAGAGCAGAGCUGAAGACAGCACAUCCAGAAAGGUUUUGCCAGAUGUCACUGCAGAACAAAAUCUCCUAGUAAACACUGCCUAUGUGAGUGAUAUCAUACGUGAAGCAGUGUCCAGUAAUCCCACAGCUCCAGAUGCACAACCAGAAGAAAGCUCACACAGUUCUGUUCUGAAUGACAGCUCGUAUAUCAGGUUUGGGGCUCCCAUUUCAAAUACCUCUGCACAGCACAACACAUGUCAGCAAAAUUCAAUGGAUCGUGCAGUCACAGCCGGCGUGAAUAUAAAUGAUAUGACCCAUGAAACUCCCUUUGAUAAACUCAGAAGCGAUAGCUCAUAUAUUACAUUCAGGGCUUCAGUUACGAGUGACUUUGUGCCUGUGCAAGAAAGUAACAGAAAAGGCCAUGUAAUGGAUGGAAUAGUUUUUAAGGGUGAGCGCCCCAUGCAGAUUACAAAUGCCCCAGCACUCAGUGAUCCAACACAUCCACAACCAGCUAAUGGAACCGGGUUUAGCAAGGCAGCAGAAGGGGCCUCUUUGCAUCUGCAGGAAGUCCAGCAAAAUCACAUCUCUUUCAAAGAUACUUUACAUUCUGCAGAUUCCAGCGAUUCCUAUGUUCAGGAACAGAAUGCUGGCGAGAGUGCCAGUAAUCCAGGUUCAAUGUCAUGUGCUGCCAUUCAAGAUAGAGCAGUGCGCAGAAAUUCAACUGAGCAUUCAAAUGUAGCAAAGCCACCCCAAGUUCAUGCAAUCUCACGGUUCUGGGAUUUGAUGGAAAAGCUGACAAUAAACGACAUUUUAUAUAUCAAGGAACUGAACAGUAGUAAGCAAGCCAUUGAGAGCCCUGUGCAUGAAAACACAACGCCAGACGUUUCAGACAUGGCAGAUUGUGGGUAUUCCACACAUCUGGAAGACAGUAAACAUGACACAUCUUGUGGGAAUGAUAUCUCAGUUAUUUCAGAUUUAGAAGCGUUUUUACCCAUAAAGGAAACCAAAGAAGAUCCCAUUCUAGACUUCAUGCAGUUUGUAGAACCACAAGAUAUUCCCAUACCCUCCAGUUCCAGUGAGUUUUCAAAUGAGAAAGACGAGGCUCAGUUGUGGAGAAGUGUAUCAGAAGUAAAUCUAGUUCACAGAGGUACAGAAACCGAUUUGAAAGGGGUGGCACAGUUUGCUGGCACUGGACUCCCACACCCAACUACAGCUCCUUCAGAAUAUGUGGAUGAAAAAUGUUUUGGUCAGAUUUGCAAAAAUAUAAGCGUGAGGUCAUUAAGAGCAUUAGAAAUCCAAGCAAGUAAACAACAUGAAUUCAGUGUCAAUGAACAUCUUCUCUUGCAGUCCUGCAAAGAAGAAGCUGAAAAUGCUUGUCUCUCUGUUGUGAAUCGUCCAAGCCUUGAAGACAGCAGUAACCCAAUUGCAGUUCCUCCACUUAUUUGUUCUGCUUCAGAUUUACCUGACAAAGAGAGCUUUAGGAUUUCAUUAUCCGAAAUCUUUGGGUAUCUUUUCGGUGGCAGUCGACAUGGAAAUGAUGCAUGCCCUGUUUCUUAUACAGAACACUCAGCCACGUCAGUUAAGGAACAGGAGCUGUGCAAUCUAUCUGUACCUGAGAUGUACGAUUACUUUUUCUCUGAGUUUGAGGCAGGAGGUGAGGCGCGGAGUGAGGGGAAUACGCCUGCACCUAUUUUCCCACGCUCAAGGUCUUUCGACAAGGCUCUGACAGUCCCUGAGGGGUACGAGUACUUUUUCUCUGAGUUUGAGGCAGGAGGUGAGGCACGGAGUGAGGGGAAUAUGCCUGCACCUAUUUUCCCACGCUCAAGGUCUUUCGACAAGGCUCUGACAGUCCCUGAGGGGUAUGAGUACUUUUUCCCUGAAGAAGACGGAGAGGAUCUUCAUGAAGAUGAAAGUGAGGAAGACUCUGGCCCUAUACAUGUAGUGACGCGCUUUGACCAUAGUGAUCAUGAAGCCACUUCUGUAUCUGUCCCGGAGGCGUAUGAUUACUUCUUCAGUAACACAGAAAGAGAGGGAGAUUUAUUUGGGAUGUUUACCACAUCACUGAGGAGAAGACAUUUCACUACAGGGAUCAAAAAAGCCCUUGAAGGCAUCAUGUGCAUGGUGCAGAGGGAUAAAACAGAGGAACAGCCCAAAAACAAGUUGCAUCCAUCCAGGGCUGGGAAGAAUCAAAACCAGGAUCGCUCUGCACUGCAAAUACAAUUCCUUGAAUACGAGAUACUGAGAUAUAUUGAAGAACAAACAAGAAGGUCAGCUGAGGCUAGAGUGGCAGUAGCAGUACCAAGAAAAGAAAAUGUCCUUAUGACGCUUGAUCAGUCGGACAUGUGUUUAGUUUGCAUAGCCUUUGCAUCCUGGGUAAUUAAAUCUGCUAAUCCACAUUCUCCAGACUUGUGGAAAACUGCUUUGCUGGCAAAUGUUAGUGUGAUCUCUGCAAUUCAAUACCUCAGAAGAUAUGGGAAGGAGAAAAAAUCGAAGUAACCCCCCCCCCCCCCCCCCCCCGAAAUUAUACUUUAGAGCCUGGGUGAAAAGCUGUUAUUACCUUGUAAGAUAUUCUGUGAUUGGUUGCUUUUUUUUUUUUUUUUUUUUUUUUUAAUAACGAAGCAUGUUAAGUUUAUAUUCUUGUUUGAGUGUAUAGAGUUAAAAAAUAUAGGUAUAGAUCAAAUAUUUUUGUAAAAGCAGACAUUUGUAAUACAAGAUGUGUCCAGAUUUUUAAACGAGUCAAAUGUAUAUUUUUGUAUGGUGCUAUGAUUAUAUUAAGAUAAUAAGAACAGAGUUCAGAAAGAAGAGGUUUGAUGAGGGUAUUUUGUGUAAUACAAUACAUACAUAUUUAUUGAAAUAAUGGUGCUGGGAGAUGGGUUUAAAUCUGCAUUUAUAGAGUAUUCUAUUUUAAAUCCUUAGUUAGCUAUAACUAAAGAAAAAAGCAUAACAGGGAUUGAAAUAACGGAAAGGGGCUAAAGUGGUCCAGCCAGGUCAACAGAAGUUUGUUGAACUUUCAAUAAAAUACCAAUCGCAUUAUUAGAAAAACGUGGGGCUCUAAUAGAGAUUCUGAUGCACAUUAUAAAUAUGAUACGUCAUAAAGCACACUCUUCAGAAUGCAGCAGUGGCACUGCAUGUAACUGGCUUGCUAUGGAAGGCACCAGGUGGGUUAGUACGAUUGUAGGAACAUCAGCAUGGGCUGUUGACAGGGAUUCCGUAGGUGUUUGAAAACGUGGUUCAGGAUGUAAGUAUUUUGGAGUAAACUAUUUGUCUACAUUGACCAUUGAGUCUAUUUAGUGUGAAUCACAUCUGAAAAUGUCAUGCUUCUUUUGUAAAACAUAAAUCAAUAUAUAUACAAUUUACAGUAUCUUACAAUAUCCCCUAACUGUGACUGCGUGUGCAUCAUGUUUUCUAAAUGUAAUGACUGUGUUACAGGCUUCAGAACAGUGUGCAUUGUGCUACCAGACAGAAAAUAAGGGUGUCUUGUUUUCGCAUCUAACUAUUUCUGCGUCAUAGCUUAGUAUAUUGGUUUGCACACAGGGCUUCUUCACCCUUUAUUGCCUUUUGUGCACAGCUGUAUAGAUUUGCAUGUGUUUUCAUUGCGUACAUGAUUACUGCUUUCAAACUAUCAUGUAACAGAACAGAACCCAUUGUAAAGGUCAGGUGCAAGUCCCUGGGCUCUCAUUAGAUGGCAGCAGAAGCCUCAUUGCUCACUCUACAGGUAUUUGCUAGGAAAUGAAUGAGUUUCUGGCCAUCACUGGCUGUCAAGAUAAAAGUUGUAAUUAUACAGGUUUCCUGUUUCUGAACACCAAAAAAAUAUAAACAAUGAUGAACAGAGCCAGCUGAAAUCCUAAAGUUGUCCAAGUAUGAUCAUGUUGUCCAGACUGAGAACAAACCUCAGACAUUCAAAUGAUUAAAAGCGCUCUGACAUUAUCCAGCGUAUACACUUAUGUGCUGUUUUUCCUGUACAAUAAUAAAGUGACUCUGAAAACCAUUACUUUUGUGUAGAUGCUAUUGCUAUUGCAGAUCCAUUGAACAAACCUCCAUUAUAAAAACCAAUACAAUAGACUGACUGCAUGGGCCUAUAGUGGAGUUAAUUAAUCUGUGCUUCUUCAUAUUAUCCUAAUAUUUUAACAACUAGGGAUCUUAACUUGCAUAGCCUAUAAAAGAAGAAAAGGCCCUGCAGAACUGAAGAACCACCUGCCUUGACAACACAACUGGCCUUUUCAGUGAGAUGGGACCCAGGCUUCCUCUGAGACCAACCCCUGCCCCCCUGCCUCUUUGCAGGCAUACGCACCAUUAAUAUUUAAAAUCUGCAGCACUUGUGCCCUGUCAUGCUCUGUGAAAAAGUCAAACAGGUGCUGUGAAAGUAUAACAGUGUGUCUUUGGCUUUGCCUUACAG
Acipenser ruthenus (sterlet) is the source of this 6277-nucleotide messenger RNA. RefSeq lists its product as uncharacterized. Gene Ontology annotation, biological process: regulation of DNA-templated transcription; response to muscle activity. Lineage: Eukaryota; Metazoa; Chordata; Actinopteri; Acipenseriformes; Acipenseridae. The transcript is spliced from 5 exons. Gene Ontology annotation, cellular component: cytoplasm; nucleus. Bases 187 to 4377 code for a protein of 1396 amino acids. The record is from RefSeq and is a predicted model, not a curated record.